GCUGCGCGUGCGCCGGCAGUCGGUCGGGUGGUGCGGAACUUCGCACAUGGGAAACAUUUGGAAAUUUUCUCUUGUUAUUUAACUUUGGAAUAUAUGGUUCUAUGUGGUUAUUUUUUACUGUGAAUUGUAUCCUGUAUUAAAGGCAAAAAGAAGUUUUCGAUAUGGUGAAACAAGGUUCGUGCAUCGUGUGCCUAUCCCCGGCCAUACAGAAGUGCUCCGGGUGUCAGAACGUCCACUACUGCUCGAAGGAGCAUCAAAAGCAGGACUGGAAGCAGCACAAGUUCCAGUGCACGCCGGCCAGGGUCAAGGAGGACGAGAAGUAUGGGAGGUACCUGGAGGCUUCCAGGGAUAUCAAAGCUGGUGAUAUCCUGCUGAAAGAGUCGCCCCUUAUUACUGGUCCUGCUCAGGUCACACCGCCAGUAUGUCUCGGCUGCUACAAGCUUCUAGAAGAAGGAAAGGUCGUGACGUGUGAGAAGUGCGGCUGGCCCUUCUGCUCAGCUGAAUGUACUGUCAAGGAGGAGCAUGAUCCUGAGUGCUACUAUACACAGGAAAAGGGAGAAAAGGUCAACAUCACUACCUUCGGUCUCCCUCACCCCAACUACCAGUGCAUCACAGUUCUCCGCUGCCUGUACCAACGCGACCACAACGAGAAGCUCUGGAACAAACUCCAGGCGCUGCAGAGUCACUGUGAGGAUAGGAAGGGCACAGACAAGUGGAACAAUGACAAGAAGAUGAUUGCUGACUUCAUUUGGAAGUUCUUUAAGCUGGAGGGCAAGUUUAGUGAGGAGGAGAUCAUGAAGUGCUGCGGAAUUUUGCAGAUCAACGGUCACGAGGUGCCUCUGCUGGAGCCGGAGUACGUGGCGCUGUUCGACCGCGUGUCCAUGGUGGAGCACAACUGCCGCGCCAACUGCAACAAGAGCUUCACCUCACAGGGCGAUAUCAUCCUGUGCGCAGGAGUGAACAUCCCCGCGGGCUCUCACAUCACAGUGUGCUACACAGACCCGAUGUGGGGCACCGAGGCGCGCCGCCACCACCUCGCUGACUCCAAGUUCUUUGAGUGCACAUGCGACAGGUGCUCCGAUGUCACUGAACUCGGCACCAUGUAUAGUGCUGUUAAGUGUAAGAAGAAAGACUGCAAAGGCUACCUGCUCCCAGACACAUUCAUCCUACCCAUCUUGCACAAGACAAAAAACCCGGAUCCCGAGACACGCAACCUAGAUAACAAGUUCUGGAAGUGCAACUGCUGCCAGGACGCCGUGUCUGACGCCAUCAUACAGCAGCUCGUGCAGGACAUCGGACGGGAGCUCAGCAUCAUGCCUAAGGGAGAUCCUGAGGCUUGCGAAAGAUUCAUCGGUCACUGCAGCAGCUACCUGCACCCGUCUCACUUCUACAUGACGGACGUGAGCUUGGCGCUCGCACAGAUGAUCGGCCAGGAGGUGGAGCAAGGCCUCGCCAUGGUCACUGACGAUCGGCUCCUGCUAAAGACGCAGUUAUGCAAGAAGAUCGCUGAACUGCUUGAGACUUUGGCUCCUGCUGAAACGCGUCUUCGAGGCACUUUACUGUUUGAGCUUCACGCCGCUAUUGCUGAAACUGGCAGGAGGCAAGCUCUUGUCGACGGACCCAUGACUCUCCUUGGAUAUGUCAGCGAUUCGCGUAAGAUCCUGUCAGAAUCAGCUCAGCUGCUCCGUCACGAGCCACCAGAGCUGCCAGAAGGUCGGCUGAACCGUCAGGCGAGGAUCAACCUAAUGCAGAUGGACGAACUCAUCAGGAACCUGUCCGCUGCACUACCGUCACCUUUGUAGACUUCAAUAAACAUUUUAUACUGAUUGAUAA
Helicoverpa zea (corn earworm) is the source of this 1833-nucleotide messenger RNA. It is a transcript of the gene SmydA-1, whose product is annotated as SET domain-containing protein SmydA-8. The record is from RefSeq and is a predicted model, not a curated record. The transcript is spliced from 10 exons. Lineage: Eukaryota; Metazoa; Arthropoda; Insecta; Lepidoptera; Noctuidae. Bases 162 to 1802 code for a protein of 546 amino acids. Gene Ontology annotation, molecular function: protein binding.